Messenger RNA from Salvelinus fontinalis (brook trout), 2172 nucleotides. Its product is annotated as transmembrane protease serine 9-like. The transcript is spliced from 14 exons. The record is from RefSeq and is a predicted model, not a curated record. Gene Ontology annotation, biological process: proteolysis. The coding region runs from base 192 to 1916 and encodes 574 amino acids. NCBI's taxonomy places the organism in Eukaryota, Metazoa, Chordata, Actinopteri, Salmoniformes, Salmonidae. Gene Ontology annotation, molecular function: serine-type endopeptidase activity.
CCUCAUCUGGCCUAGUGGGUGCAUUACAUGCUAAGAAAUCUAAUUAGGUGAUGAUGGUGGCAGGUGCAGCGUGGGAAGCUGAUGAGUGCUUGACAGUAGAAAGGCACAUUGUCAAGUGUCAUUUACCUGUGUCACUUUUAUUCCGAUUGGGCCAUCAGUCUUAAGCCAAUCAAGUUUUUAAUGCACUUUGGAUGAAAAUGUGUGUUUUCCUAAUUGUGUAUCUGUCUGUGUUGGGGCUUGGAAUCCAGCACGAUGUACUUAACCAGACUGAAAUUGUACAGAAUCUUCCAAAUGGUGCAUUGAACGGAACAGAAGAGGGAAAUGCAACCCUCACCAGCGGAUUUCAAUUCGAAGAUCUGGCAGGGGUUCGGUCCUUCGUGCCAGAGCAGGAGAUGGAGGUGAGGAUCAUUGGUGGUGUGGAGGCCUGGGCCCACUCCUGGCCAUGGCAGGUAUCCCUACGCUUUACCACCAUGCCAGCCUGUGGUGGUGCCAUCAUCGCCCCUCAGUGGGUUCUGACUGCCGCACACUGUUUCAAGCAGUAUAACAAAGUGGAUUUCUGGACUGUGAUGGCGGGAAAACACGACCUUGAGAAUCCUGAUGAAGAAUGUCAACAGUUGGUUGCAAUCUCAAAAAUAGUCACCCACAAGGAUUACAACCGCAUGACAAAGAUGAAUGACAUUGCCCUGGUGAAGAUGAAGACCCCGCUGAUGUUCAACCAGUGUGUGAGACCCAUAGAGAUAUGGAUGGGGCCAAUCGAACCCAAAAAGCAAUGCACAGUGACCGGCUGGGGCACCACCAGAGAGAAUGGGCCUCGUGCCAACAGACUCCAGGAGGUUAAUGUGACCUGCCUGUCCCCAGAGGACUGUAACAAGUUCUACCGUGGUGUAGUUCAGCCCACCAUGUUCUGUGCUGGAGACCCUGAAGGAGGCAUAGACGCCUGCCAGGGUGACUCAGGUGGACCUCUGUCCUGCUACACAGGGUCCAGGUAUGAGUUGGCUGGAGUGGUCAGCUGGGGAGUGGGCUGUGGUAGAGCCCAGAGGCCUGGGGUCUAUACUAAAGUACAGGUCUACCUAGACUGGAUCAAUGAAUUAAUUCAAGGUGAAAAGUCUGUGUCUGAUGGUAUUACUGUGACUGAAGAGAGUUGUGGUCAGAGUAAGAUAUUGACCUGCCGGCUGGAUUCCCGCCCGGCAGGGGUGUAUGUGACCUUGGAGGGUGAGGUGCGGGUGGGGAGUGUGACAGAGGCGUGCGCCAACUCCUGGCCCUGGCAGGUCAGUCUGCAGUCCAAAGGGAGACAUUACUGCAGCGGGACCCUGAUCCACCACCACUGGGUCCUGGCACCGCAACACUGCCACAGCAAAGCUACAGUUGACACCGUGGUGCUGGGAGGUCACGACCUGAGGUUCAUGGCUGCCCAGACCAUCCCGGUGGACGAGGUGUUCAGCCACCCCCAUGACGGAACCUUCCCUUCGACCUCUGACCUCACACUCAUCAAGCUCAGUGUUCCAGCUCGAUUUGAUGACACAGUGUCUCCAGUUUGCCUCCCACAUGAGGAUGUGAAGCUGGAUGACAGCUGGUCCUGUCUGACAACAGGCUGGGGAUCCAGCAAAUCGGCACCGAAGGUUAGCAGAGCCACCCUGCACCAGGCCAGGCUGGGUCUGGUCAACAGGACCGCUUGUAGAGAGAGCUGGGGAGAGGAUCUCAUCACGGACACCCAGCUGUGUACAGACCCAGCCGGCUCUGUCUCCUGCAUGGGGGACUCUGGUGCUCCACUCCUCUGCCAGAAAAUAAAUGGGGUCUUCUUCCUCUUUGGGGUGGUCACAUGGGGCAGCCCGAGCUGUGACAUCAGCACACCAGCAGUCUUCUCCCGACUAUCGGCGUAUCAUUCCUGGAUCGCAAACAUAACCACUGACAUCUGACUUUGUUUCACGUAACGGAAUAAACGCUAACUUUUUUGAUCCAGUGUUCAUUUUCAGACUUGUGUAAAGGCGAAGGCCCACAAUGACACGGUGUCUGACGCAAUCACAAUUAAUGUUCCAAUAGGUUUGAGAAGAACGUGACGGGCACACACAAAGGUGACUGUUGUCGCACACUGUAUUUCUGUCUUCAUAUCGUUUGUCAAAGAUGUUUUACUUUUCUCUUGUAAUUAGUUUUGUAAACAAUGAUUGAGGUAAA